AUGCGGGAGCUGUGGCGUUCGCUGGACCACAACCCAGCCCGGGCCCAGGUUGACUCGGAUGAAAUGCUGGACAUGAUGGACGACGUCCUGCAAGCGCUGGAGAAGGGCCGCUAUGAUGACCACCCGCCCUUGAAGAAGGUGGAAUACAGUUACGGCGGCGACACGCUGCUUCACCUCGCAGUCAUUCAGAACAAGCCUGACGCGGUUCGCAUGCUGGUGGACGUGGGCUGCUCGCUCUCGUGCUUCAAUCGCGGUGGCAUGACACCUGCCAACCUCGCCUGCAUCAGCGAUCGCACCUUUGACUGUCUCGAACACAUGCUGCCCCACAUCGAUGCAAGUGUCAUGGACAUCAACGGCUGCUCCCCGCUGCACACGGCCGUGUUUUACACGAGUCGCCGCCCGCUGCACAUUGCGGCACGAGAGCUCCAUCUCCGCAGCAUGAGGACCCUCGUUGCCCGCGGGUGCGAUGUUGAUGGUCGCGACCACAGCGACCGCACCGCCCUGCACGUCCUCGCCGAGCACGGCACACGCAGCCCGCGCGUCGCACUCGAGGCGUCAUACAUGCUGCUGCACCGCGGGGCAACCCCAAACGCACGUGACGUCCGCGGCCGCACACCGCUCCUCCACGCCGCGCUCUUUGACACGGCCGAGGUUGCCGCGUGCUUGCUCCUCUUUGGCUGCGAUGAUGCACUGCCCAACAUUGAAGGGGCAACGCCCUUGGUCUCAGCCAUCAUGCAGGGCUCGAAUCGUGUGCUGGAUGUGUUCUUCGCCACCAACAUCCAAUUCUUGCAGCCCUCAUUGGACCUCGGCUUCAUCAUGGACCUCCCGGCCUAUCAGCGGCACGUCAAGCGGAGAAAAUCAGGCAACUUGCAGGACAUGUGUGCGCGGGUGUUGCUGGAUAAAUACGCAUCGAAUCUGCCGACAUUGUGUCAUCUUUCGCUCUCGCUUGACAUGUUUGCGCACAUCUUCGCUGGCAUGGAGCACUUGUAUCUUCCUGCUUACGCCAUAUCCCUUGGCAAGCCCGAAUUGCAGUUUGACUGACGCUAACGAGAGACGAGGGAGAAAGUGUGCAAAUGUGCUUGUGUGUGCUUGUGCGUGCUUGUGUGUGCUUGUGCGUGCUUGUGCUUGAGUGUGUGCUUGUGCAUAAGCUGAAUAUCUGUGGUUGUGUUGCACAGAAACGUGUAUUUUCACAUUUGUGCGCUGUUUGCUCUUCUUUAUUGCUGUGUUAUCUGUCCGCACUAUCGUUUGGUUCGAGCUUUACUGUAGUCGUCGAAUGAACGGCCCCAAACCACAAA
This is a messenger RNA of Salpingoeca rosetta, 1295 nucleotides long. RefSeq lists its product as uncharacterized. Gene Ontology annotation, molecular function: protein binding. Bases 1 to 1041 code for a protein of 346 amino acids. The record is from RefSeq and is a predicted model, not a curated record. The transcript is spliced from 11 exons. NCBI's taxonomy places the organism in Eukaryota, Choanoflagellata, Craspedida, Salpingoecidae.